This is a messenger RNA of Humulus lupulus (European hop), 1419 nucleotides long. RefSeq lists its product as uncharacterized. Bases 1 to 1419 code for a protein of 472 amino acids. The transcript has 2 exons. NCBI's taxonomy places the organism in Eukaryota, Viridiplantae, Streptophyta, Magnoliopsida, Rosales, Cannabaceae. The record is from RefSeq and is a predicted model, not a curated record.
AUGGGGCAGCCUAUGGGGACACAAAUGGGCCAAAUGGAGAGCAUUUCUUGUGUGUAUUGUGGUGAGGAUCAUACUUUUGACAACUAUCCUUCUAAACCGACAACUAUAUGUUAUAUGGGGAAAAAAAAUAGGAAUGGUCCUUAUUCUAAUUCCUACAACCCAUCACGGAGGCAACAUCCAAAUUUUUCAUGGUGUAAUCAAGGAGCUGGCCCUAGUAAUCCUUCUAUGCAUCCAAGACCAAAUUUUCGACCAGGUUACCCCCCACAAGCACCACAACAAAGGCCACAACAACAAGCAAUGAAAUCUAGCUCUCUUGAAAAUAUGUUGAAGGAAUAUAUAGUGAAGAAUGAAUCCAUGAUUCAAAGCCAAGAAGCUUCAUUGAGGAAUUUAGAGAACCAAGUUGGGCAACUAGCUAAUGAGUUUAGAAAUAGACCCCAUUGUACACUGCCAAGUGAUACCGAGAAUCCAAGGAAUGUGGGCAAGGAACAUUGUAAAGCCAUCACUUUGAGGAGUGGGAAAGAGUUGGAGAAGGACAAGACCAAUUCUGGGCAUGAGGGUGAACCCUCUUUAAUCCAAAUAAAUGAGCCACCUCCAUUUCCUCAACGUUUUCAGAAGAAAAAGUUCGAUUCUCAAUUCAAGAAAUUUCUAGAUAUGUUGAAGCAGUUACAUAUCAACAUCCCACUUGUAGAGGCACUUGAGCAAAUGCCUAACUAUGUGAAAUUCAUGAAAGAUGUUCUUACAAGGAAUAGAAGGUUAGGAGAGUUUGAAAUUGUGGCUCUAACCAAAGAGUGUAGUUCAUUUUUGCAAGACAAGUUGCCACCAAAUUUGAAGGAUCCUGGGAGUUUCACUAUUCCCUGUAGUAUUGGGGAUACUUAUUGUGGGAUGGCUUUAUGUGAUUUAGGUGCGAGCAUUAACAUGAUGCUAAUGUCUGUUUUCAAGCAAUUAGGGAUUGGAGAAGUUAGGCCUGCUACAGUUACUCUUCAACUUGCAGACAGAUCUCUUGCUCAUCCGGAUGGGAAGAUUGAAGAUGUAUUGGUGAGGGUAGACAAAUUCAUAUUUCCUACUGAUUUUAUUGUGCUAGACUAUGAGGCAGAUAGAGAGGUGCACAUUAUCUUGGGAAGGCCAUUUCUUGCGACACGAAGAACUUUAAUAGAUGUGCAGAAGGGGGAGCUGACUAUGAGGGUCCAAGAUGAAAAUGUGACUUUUAAUGUUUUUAAGGCUAUGUGGUUUCCUGAUGAGGUUGAAGAAUGCUCAGUAGUUUCAGUGGUAGAUUCUUUGGCAUCAAGGGAGUUUGAGACUAGUAACGUUGGUGAACCAUUAGAGAGGUUAUUGUUGUUUGAUUCACACAAUGAUGAAGAUGAGGAGGAGUACUUAUCUUGGUUGAAGGCUAAUUCUCAAGGGUUAAGAACAAGAGGCUGA